Messenger RNA from Megalobrama amblycephala (Wuchang bream), 2112 nucleotides. Its product is annotated as regulator of G-protein signaling 9-binding protein. NCBI's taxonomy places the organism in Eukaryota, Metazoa, Chordata, Actinopteri, Cypriniformes, Xenocyprididae. The record is from RefSeq and is a predicted model, not a curated record. Gene Ontology annotation, cellular component: photoreceptor outer segment; neuron projection. The transcript has a single exon. The coding region runs from base 658 to 1386 and encodes 242 amino acids. Gene Ontology annotation, biological process: detection of light stimulus involved in visual perception; G protein-coupled receptor signaling pathway.
UUGGCUGAUCUUCCAGGAUGUGAGUGCUAGACUGGUUAUUUCACUGACAAGCGUUUACUCGUAUCCUAUGUAAAGUCGUAUCACUGUGGACGGGCGGAUAACGGAUUGCUGUCUUCUGAAAAUCACGGCAUCCUCAUCAUCAGCAUCACUAUCAUCAUCUCCGGCACCUAAAACAUUACACGCGCACAACUCGGCGCGUUUAGAACGCUCGGGCGUUUGUUUACAUUCCGCCUUUGGAGAAUCCGUUUACAUUGCUCUCUUGGAAUGCCUUUGUGACGUCAUGGAGGUAGACGUUCUGUUUAGAGUUUUAAAAUGAACACCUGUUAUGUUUCAAAUGGCAUGUUCGUUGCGCAAAAAGAAUAAGAGAGGCGACGUUUUAAAUUCACGCGGACCUACUGAAGCCUUUUAAUCUCCGGCAGCACAACUAAAGCCGUUUAGGGAUCCAUUUAGUGAUAAGCCCGACUGCUGCUGUCUGCACCAACAGGGAACAUGGAUGGUGAGGAAUUUGCAAUGACGAUGAUGAUGAUGAGUGCACUCGUAUGGCUGCUCUGCUCCCGUGGAAACUAGAAGACACUAUCAUCCAGCGUGUUAUUCACUAGCCUUAGACUGUUUUUCGUGGAUUUUCAGUGAGAAACUUAUCCGUAUUCCCUUGCAAACAUGGGCAAAGAUGAAUGCAAGACCAUGUUGGACGCUCUGAACAAAGUAACAGCUUGCUACAGGCAUCUGGUUAUCGCUUUGGGGAGCACAUCCGAUUCCCAAAACCUGCGUGAGGAACUUAAAAAGACUCGAAAGAAAGCCCAGGAGCUGGCAGUGGCCAACAGGACUAAACUGACAGCUCUUCUGAAGGACAAAAGCAUCAGUAAAGAUGAUCGAGCAGAAUACGAGCGCCUCUGGGUGCUCUUCACCAGCAGCAUGGAACUCCUGGAGGUGGACAUGAAACGAUCCUUGGAGAUAGGACAGGAUUUUCCUCUCAAAGUGCCAACGAGACACCUCAUCCAGACGGGAAUGACUGGCAGCACCACCACCGUGGCUGCUCGAGCCAUGAGCGUCCAAAACAUGAAGUACGAAGCCGAUGCGAACAUCGACACGGUGGACCUCAAAGAGCUGGAGACUGAGAUCGCUCAGGUGGACCAGAUGAUGGAGGAGAUGGAGAUGAAAGUCCAGGUGGCGCCGUGGGCUGUCGAGGCGAAACAGGAAGCGGGUGCCGAGUUGAAAUCCACCGUCAGUGUUGGGAAUUCAUCAGUUGGUGUCAUCUCGAUCUGCGAGGAGGAACCCAAAGAAACGGUGGAAGGAGAAACUGGCUUGAUGAAAGUAUUUGCGGGGAUAAUUUUUACUGCUGUUUUACUCAUAGCUGGAAUUCUGGGGUACCUGGUGAUUAAUCUAUAAUGUAUAGUUUGACAUGUAUAUCGGGACGACAGUAGCUCAGGGCUUUAGAAUUUCUUAUGGAGGAAGCAACACGUUGUUACAGUAGGCCUGUCAAUUUGCUGAGGCAAUUUAUGAUGCUCUUGAUGUGGAGAUAAGCAGAUCACCUGGGUAUUAGUAAAAUGCAUCAGUGUUUAAAGGAAAAAGCCAAAAGGAAUAAAAACUCUUCCAGUUGUCCGUCAUGACCGCUUUCUCAACCCCUGAAGGUUAAAAAACUGAGCAGUUUACAAUCAGAAUUGGGAUUGUCUCCGAAAAUGUUUUACUAAAGCUACUUUAAAGCUAGAAUUUGAAUUGUAAAUCAAUUGUCAGUUGUCAAACUGGCUGUUUCAUCGCUCUUCAAAGACCUGCAACCCGAAGAUUACAACUUUUGUGACCCUCUGACAGAGCAUCAGCGGGUUGUGCGUAUUUAACAGGUAUUUGUUUCACAGUUUAUAUAGGUAGGUGACAUAUUUAAGGUUGCUCAUUGUGUUUCUGACCUCCUGAAGAUUCUUGUUAGUCCCUCUGCAAUCUAUUGGUUUAUGUCUCUGAAAAUGGCCCAUCACUGACUGAUUGUACUCUUGAUAAACAGGCCUUAGGUGUGUUCAGAAAACAGUCUAGUAUAUAGUUCAUUUGUACAUAUGAACUGUACUCAUGUUAAAUUAGUGUACAUAAAAUAUAUUUAUUAUAAUAAAUGAAGUAAAUUAUGCUUGU